AUGGCGAUUACAGAGGUUAUUUUUCCGAAGCUGAAGCCUGAUCAGGCCCUACUCAAACAAUUGGCGGCGACUCUCCCAACUGCCGCAAAGACAACAUUCUCGGGUGUUCCGGGCUUGUCAAGCUACUAUAGAGGAAAGGUCAUCGAAGCACAAAACGUUUCCCAGGCCGCAAAGCUCGACCAUAGUGGUCUUGUUCUGGUUUUAGAGUGGGACAAAAUAUCGUCAUUCAAUUCGUUCUGGGUCUCAGAAGGAUUCGCGGAUUUUCGGUCGGUAAUGAAACCGUUCAUGCUUAGUCCAGUCUCUCCAGAUUUGUUCUACUCCAACCUCCCAGACUCUGGCAGCACGACUACCAGCAACUACACACAGUAUAUCAAAGUGGAAAACUUAGGAAGUGAGGAUAAAAGUGUCGAGAAUUCUUGGAGGAACUUGACUCGAGAGAUCGGGCUGGAUGCUAAAUCCUUUCACGCUUGGGGCGUCCAGGAGAGUGAUGGAGCGUUUAUGGGGAUGCUUGGUUGGAGUAGUCUUGAGACUUUAAAAUCCAAAAACAAAAAGGAAUCCGUAAUGAAGGCCUUACACCAAUUGACUAAACAUGGCGAUGUUACUGCCUUUGUGCUAGAGUUAUCAAGGCAAUCUUAA
Molecule: messenger RNA, 636 nt
Organism: Fusarium fujikuroi IMI 58289
Lineage: Eukaryota; Fungi; Ascomycota; Sordariomycetes; Hypocreales; Nectriaceae
Exons: 3
Coding region: 1-636 (211 amino acids)
Source: RefSeq, a predicted model, not a curated record